Molecule: messenger RNA, 213 nt
Organism: Pieris macdunnoughi
Lineage: Eukaryota; Metazoa; Arthropoda; Insecta; Lepidoptera; Pieridae
Source: the annotation of a GenBank genome assembly
AUGGUGGUUCGAUUCCAAACGUACCCGGAUGAACGGCAAAAUCGCCGAGAGAAGCCCGCCCCAGGGCUUUUCACCUCGAUAAAACUACCUGAAGCCGAGCCCCCAAACGGGGUGGCGCCCCUGCUGGAUUUCCCGCGGGGGCGCAUGCGACCAGUUACUUUCCUGGGCGAGGGACCACAUGGCACUGUAAGUAACAUAAUAUUAUUAAUAUAA